CUGGGCGGCGCGCGCCGCUCUCCGUGCGACGCCUGGCAGCGGGCGGACGGGCGCGCGCUCUCGGUGUCGCGUCGCUGUCCCCGCCGUCUCCACACGGGAUUUCUGAGCCCCGUCACUCGCGCCGUCUCCGCAGCUACGGUGUCGGCGCUGCGGCCGAGACGCCGGCGGGAGAGGACUCCGAGGCCCGCGGCCCUCGAGACCUGCGGCCGGGGCCCUCGGCGUCUGCGGUGAGAGAAAACAUGGCCACUGCAAUUAGGGAUGUGGGAGUUUGGAGACAGACCAGAACACUUCUACUGAAAAACUACCUAAUUAAAUGCAGAACUAAAAAAAGUAGUGUUCAGGAAAUUCUUUUUCCUCUGUUUUUUUUAUUUUGGCUAAUCUUAAUUAGCAUGAUGCAUCCAAAUAAGAAAUAUGAAGAAGUAUCUGAUGUAGAACUUAGCCCUAUGGACAAAUCUAGCCUCUCUAACCUUAUUCUUGGAUAUACUCCGGUGACUAAUAUUACAAGCAGCAUUAUGCAGAGAGUAUCUACCGAUCAUCUUCUUGAUGUUAUAGCUACUGAAGAAUAUGAAAAUGAGAAAGAAAUGCUAACAUCCAGUCUUUCUAAGACCAGCAACUUCGUAGGUGUGGUCUUCAAAGACAUCAUGUCCUAUGAACUUCGUUUUUUUCCUGAUAUGAUUCCAGUGUCUUCUAUUUAUAUGGCUUCAAGAGGUGGCUGUUCAAAGUCUUGUGAUGCUGCUCAGUACUGGUCUUCAGGCUUUACAGUUUUACAGGCAUCGAUAAAUGCUGCCAUUAUACAGUUGAAGACCAAUGUUUCUCUGUGGAAGGAGCUGGAGUCCACUAAAGCUGUUAUCAUGGGAGAAGCUGCUGUUGUAGAAAUAGAUACCUUUCCCCGAGGAGUCAUUUUAAUAUAUCUAGUCAUAGCAUUUUCACCUUUUGGAUACUUUUUGGCAAUUCACAUUGUAGCAGAAAAAGAAAAAAAGUUAAAGGAAUUUUUGAAGAUAAUGGGACUUCAUGACACUGCUUUUUGGCUUUCCUGGGUUCUUUUGUAUACAAGCUUGAUUUUCCUCAUGUCCCUUCUUAUGGCAUUCAUUGCAACAGCUUCUUCGUUAUUCCCUCAGAGUAGCAGCCUUGUGAUUUUUCUACUGUUCUUCCUAUACGGAUUAUCAUCUGUGUUUUUUGCUUUGAUGUUGACACCUCUUUUUAAAAAAUCAAAACAUGUGGGAGUAGUUGAAUUUUUUCUCACUGUGGCACUUGGAUUUGUCGGCCUUUUGAUAGUUCUCAUGGAAAGUUUCCCCAAAUCGCUAGUGUGGCUCUUCAGUCCUUUCUGUCAGUGCACCUUUCUGAUCGGCAUUGCACAGGUCAUGCAUUUAGAAGAUUUUAAUGAAGGUGCCUUAUUUUCUAAUUUGACUGAAGGUCCCUAUCCUCUAAUUAUUACUAUUAUCAUGCUAGCUCUUGAUAGUAUAUUCUAUGUCCUCCUGGCUGUGUAUCUUGAUCAAGUCAUUCCAGGGGAAUUUGGCUUAAGGAGAUCAUCUUUGUACUUUCUAAAACCAUCAUAUUGGUCAAAAACCAAAAGAAAUUAUAAGGAGUUAUCAGAGGGCAACAUUAAUGGGAAUAUUAGUCUUAAUGAAAUUGUUGAGCCAGUUUCUUCAGAAUUUAUAGGAAAAGAAGCUAUAAGAAUAAGUGGUAUUCAGAAGGCCUAUAGAAAGAAAAAUGAAAAUGUGGAGGCUUUGAGAAAUUUGUCGUUUGAUAUAUAUGAAGGUCAAAUUACUGCAUUACUGGGCCAUAGUGGAACAGGAAAAAGUACACUGAUGAAUAUUCUUUGUGGAUUGUGCCCACCUUCUGAUGGGUUUGCUUCUAUAUAUGGAUACAGAGUCUCUGAAAUAGAUGAAAUGUUUGAAGCAAGAAAAAUGAUUGGCAUUUGUCCACAGUUAGAUAUAAACUUUGAUGUUUUGACAGUAGAAGAAAAUUUAUCAAUUUUGGCUUCAAUCAAAGGAAUACCAGCCAACAAUAUAAUUCAAGAAGUGCAGAAGGUUUUACUGGAUUUGGAUAUGCAAGCUAUCAAAGAUAAUCAAGCCAAAAAAUUAAGUGGUGGCCAAAAAAGAAAGCUGUCUUUAGGAAUUGCAGUUCUUGGGAAUCCAAAAAUACUACUACUAGAUGAACCAACAGCAGGAAUGGAUCCCUGCUCUCGUCACAUUGUUUGGAAUCUUUUAAAAUACAGGAAAGCUAACAGAGUGACAGUGUUCAGUACUCAUUUUAUGGAUGAAGCUGAUAUUCUUGCUGAUAGGAAAGCUGUCAUAUCACAAGGAAUGCUGAAAUGUGUUGGUUCUUCUAUUUUCCUGAAAAGUAAAUGGGGAAUAGGCUACCGCCUGAGCAUGUACAUAGACAGAUACUGUGCCACAGAAUCACUUUCUUCGCUGGUUAGGCAGCACAUACCUGCAGCUGCUUUAUUGCAACAGAAUGACCAACAGCUUGUGUAUAGCUUGCCUUUCAAAGACAUGGACAAAUUUUCAGGCCUGUUUUCUGCUCUAGAUAUUCAUUCAAAUCUGGGUGUUAUUUCUUAUGGGGUUUCCAUGACAACAUUGGAAGAUGUAUUCUUAAAGCUAGAAGUUGAAGCAGAAAUUGACCAAGCAGAUUAUAGUAUAUUUACACAGCAGCCACUAGAGGAAGAAAUGGACUCAAAAUCUUUUGAUGAAAUGGAGCAGAGUUUACUUAUUCUUUCUGAAACCAAAGCUUCUCAAGUGAGCACCACGAGACUUUGGAAACAGCAAGUGUCUACAGUAGCAAAGUUUCAUCUGCUCACAUUGAAACGAGAAAGCAAAUCAGUACGCUCAGUGUUGCUUCUGCUUUUAAUUUUUUUUGCAGUUCAGAUUUUUAUGUUUUUCGUACAUCAUUCUUUUAAAAAUGCUGUGAUUCCCAUCAAACUCGUUCCAGACUUGUAUUUCCUAAAACCUGGAGAUAAACCUCAUAAAUACAAAACAAGUCUGCUGCUUCAAAACUCUACUGACUCAGAUAUCAACGAUCUUGUUAACUUUUUCACAUACCAGAACAUAAUGGUGACAAUGUUUAAUGACAGUGACUAUGUUUCUGCUGCUCCCCACAGUGCAGCUUUAAAUGUGGUACGUUCAGAAAAGGACUAUGUUUUUACUGUUGUUUUCAACAGUACUAUGGUCUAUUCUCUACCAGUAAUGAUGAACAUCAUUAGUAACUACUAUCUUUAUCACUUAAAUGUGACAGAAGCGAUCCAGAUCUGGAGUACCCCAUUCAUUCAGGAAAUUACUGACAUAGUUUUUAAAGUUGAGCUGUAUUUUCAAGCAGCUUUGCUCGGAAUCAUUGUUACUGCAAUGCCACCUUACUUUGCCAUGGAUAAUGCAGAGAAUCAUAAGAUCAAAGCUUAUACUCAACUUAAACUUUCGGGUCUUUUGCCAUCAGCCUAUUGGGUUGGACAGGCUGUUGUGGAUAUUCCCUUGUUUUUUGUUGUUCUGACUUUGAUGCUUGGAAGUUUAUUUGCAUUUCAUCGUGGACUGUAUUUUUACCCUGUAAAAUUUCUUGCUGUGGUUUUUUGCCUUAUUGGUUAUGUGCCAUCAGUUAUUCUCUUCACUUACAUAACUUCUUUCACCUUUAAGAAAAUUUUAAACACCAAGGAAUUUUGGUCAUUUAUCUAUUCUGUGACAGCAUUAGCUUGUGUUGCAGUCACUGAAAUAACUUUCGUUUUGGGAUAUGCAGUUACAGCUGUUUUUCAUUACGCCUUCUGCAUAGUCAUUCCAAUCUACCCACUCCUGGGUUGCCUGAUUUCUUUUAUCAAGGGCUCUUGGAAGAAUAUACCAAAAAAUGAGAAUACCUACAAUCCAUGGGAUAGGCUUUUAGUUGCUAUAAUAAUGCCCUACCUGCAGUGCAUACUGUGGAUUUUCCUUUUACAACACUAUGAGAAAAAGCAUGGAGGCAGAUCAAUAAGAAAGGAUCCGUUUUUCAGGGCCCUUUCAAAAAAAUCAAAAAAUAAGAAGUUUCCAGAGCCUCCAAUCAAUGAAGAUGAAGAUGAAGAUGUCAAAGCUGAAAGACUGAAGGUUAAAGAGCUGAUGAGUUGUCAAUGUUGUGAGGAGAAACCAGCCAUUAUGGUAUGCAAUUUGCAUAAAGAAUAUGAUAACAAGAAAGAUUUUCUUCAUUCAAGAAAAACUACGAAAGUAGCAACUAAAUACAUCUCUUUUUGUGUGAAAAAAGGAGAGAUCUUGGGACUGUUGGGUCCAAAUGGUGCUGGCAAAAGCACAAUUAUUAAUAUUCUAGUUGGGGAUGUUGAACCAACUUCAGGCCAGAUAUUCCUAGGAGAUUAUGUUUCACACUCAAAUGAAGAUGAUGAAUCUGUUAAGUGUAUGGGUUACUGCCCUCAGACAAACCCACUGUGGCCAGAUAUUACUCUGCAAGAACAUUUUGAAAUUUAUGGAGCUGUGAAAGGAAUGAGUGCAAGUGACGUGAAAGAAGUAAUAAGCCGAAUUACAAAUGCCCUUGAUUUGAAAGAACAUCUUCAGAAAACUAUAAAGAAACUACCUGCAGGGAUCAAGAGAAAGCUGUGUUUUGCUCUCAGUAUGCUGGGGAAUCCUCAGGUUACUCUGCUGGAUGAACCAUCCACAGGUAUGGACCCCAGAGCCAAACAGCACAUGUGGAGAGCUAUUCGAACUGCAUUUAAGAACAAGAAGCGGGCUGCUCUUCUCACUACUCAUUACAUGGAGGAGGCAGAGGCUGUCUGUGACAGAGUGGCUAUUAUGGUGUCUGGGCAGCUAAGAUGUAUUGGAACAGUACAACAUCUAAAGAGUAAGUUCGGCAAAGGCUACUUUUUGGAAAUUAAAUUAAAGGAUUGGAUGGAAAACCUGGAAAUAGACCGCCUUCAAAGAGAAAUUCAAUAUAUUUUUCCAAAUGCAAGCCGCCAAGAGAGCUUUUCUUCUAUUUUGGCUUAUAAAAUUCCUAAAGAAGAUGUUCAGUCACUCUCACAAUCCUUUGCCAAGUUGGAAGAAGCAAAACACACCUUUGCCAUUGAAGAAUACAGCUUUUCUCAAGCAACACUGGAACAGGUUUUUGUAGAACUUACCAAAGAACAAGAGGAAGAAGACAAUAGUUGUGGGACUUUAAACAGCACGCUUUGGUGGGAAAGAACACAGGAAGACAGAGUAGUAUUUUGAAUGUUUCUGGUUACUCUGCUUACUGACACAGAACUUAUUUAUUCUUUUUAUUUUAACUUUGAUUUAAAAUGUUAUUACUUGAAUAGUAAUUGAGACAUGAAAGCACUUGGGAAUUUCUUUACUUCUUAAUUUAUAUACUAUGGUUGUUUGUUUGGCUUUCCUUUAAAUAAAUUUGUGUCCAAUUGUCAGUCUGCAUGCUUAUAGCUGAAGUAUAUUGAAUGUAGUCUACAUGCCAUCUUUUUCACUUUUCACAAAACAAUGUUUUUCAACUUAUGAUUUAAAGAAAUAAUGAAAGAAUUCUAAAUAAUAUUUAAGUUUAUACUGUCUUACAUAAUUAUGUAAUUUCCCAGUGCUAAUUAAAAGGACGAUAGACAUAAAGCAAUGAGGAAACUUUGGCUUUUCUUUAGAGUUUGUAAAAGAAACUCUUAGUGGAAGCUGUCAUCUGUAAAAUGCAGAGGCUGAGAAGUGACAUCCACUAGGUGGCAGUCAUUAUCCUAGUAAAUAAAGCAAAGCCUUAGUCCAUCUAGUAAGUGAUUUUAAAACAUCUAGGUAAUUAGAUGUUUUAAGUUACAUUUCUUUUUCCUACAUUAAAAUUCACAUGUGUUUUGGUGAUUGUAAUUCACAGAAAGACUAUGACUAGAGUCUUGCUAUGUAAUAGUCUGAUUUUCUAAAACUACAAUGACAGAUGUCUGUCGAGGCUGGAGAAUUCAUAUAUACCUUUCUCCAAAUGAUGAUUCAAACAAAAAAAAACCAAGACAUUGUUGCCUUUCUCACAAAGGGCACCCUUAAUUUUAUUCUUAGACAAGAAAUGUAUUGGAUAAUAUUUUAUGUUUUAAGUAGGUCAACAUAUAUAUUUCUUUAAAAGGUCACCUUAAUCACCUCAGAACAUGGUAGAAUAUAGUAACUCUUUCAGGGAUUAAAUUAAGAAAUAAAAAUUAAGAGUUUCAUUCUUAUUUAGUCGGAACAUGAUAUGAUAAUAUAAUCUUAGAAAUAUUUCAUUAUAUGACUCAUGAAAAGGUAUACUAACAUAUUAUAGUUGAUAGAUAUUAUAUUUCAAUCUGUUGUAUAAAGUUAGCUUUGCAAAAACAUGUAUGUUGUGGUGUGACUUUUGCAUUGGAGAGAUAGAACAGAAAGGCUUGCUACCAACUUCUUUAAAUACUAAAACUUUCAAUGAAGUUAUUAAUUACUUAAUGAACUUUUAGUCCUGUUGGGUAAUGAACCAUUGGUGAUUUUAGGCGUAGUAGUGAAUUUAGUUGUUCCUUUCUCAGUACAAAGUGGUAUAUGGCUGACAAUUUCCUCUAUUGCUUUGAUACUUUCCGUCCACAUUCCUAAAGGUAUUUGUGUAGUCUCAUAUCUCAGAGCUACUCUAAUCUAAACAAACAAUUCUACAAGUCUGCCUAGAUUUUGUGUUCCCCUCAGCUAAGUUCUGUAUUUAUAGUUUACUAGGACAGUUACUGAAAAAAGUAGGUUUCAUUUGUUUUUUUAAAAGCAUUUGACCAUUCUAAGACAGAAUGGUUGUUUCAGAGAGAUCGUGAACAUACACCAUUAUCACCUGCUUUUUCAUAAGAAUUUGGUCACUGUCUAUUAACAUUUCUGAAUGUGUGAUCAAUAUAAGGUAUACUUUUUCUUAGGGAGUAAAAGUUGAGAUUACAUUAUCUAAUCAUCUGUUGUGUUAAUCCAGUUAUAUUAUUUUUCUGUAUAAAACAAAGUUUUGUAAACAUUUUAGAUAAGACAUUUGAAUAUAGCUUUUAGGUUGCACAUACCCAGUACCUAUAUUUUGGUCAUGAACCAAGUUUUUCGGUUGGAAUCUCCUAUUCCCCUUUAAAAAUAGUAACAUGAUUUAAACUAUUCUUAAAACAAGGAUAGGGCAAAAAGAAGACAGAAAGACAAAUAGAAAUUUAUCAUAUUAUAGUAUAAAGCUUGGUUUGCACAUAUGCAUAUUUUAAAAUAUCUUAAAUUAUUGCUAUUAAAACUUAGUUUCAUAUCAAUACAAGUAAAUACAUAAGUAUAUUUGUUAGGCAAAAGAUGAAAAUAAACAGCAACAUCACCUUCCUGCCUUACAUUUUCCAUCUGUGGCCAAAUACUGAAAAAUAGAAUAAAGGUAAAGCUCUAGUGACUGCCUAUGAAGGCAGUGUUGUCCUCAGCACAGAGAAGCCAGUCGUUUGGUGGCAAUGAAAAGCAUCCUUAGUGUUUUACUUUGUGCGGUUCUUUUCCCCCUCCCCCUUCCACUUUAUUUUUAGUAAAAACAAUGUUUUUGAUUUUUGUUGUUCCAAAAAUUAUUUUUUAUAUAUUUUGGUAAAAACUAUUCUUAGUCAGUUUUGGUUUCACCAUUAAAAUCUUUUUCAGUACUUUCAUUCAGCACACCCUCCAGUGACUGUGUUUCCAGAAUGGGCUUUGUGCGUAGGAGGAGGAGCUGGUUUUGGCUGUGUAAGAUCUCACAUGCUAUUAAAAGAAGGAUAGAUACUUAAGUAACUAGUUAUGGUAUGGAAAUGCUUUGCUACUAGUACUAAAAAUAUCUUAUAGGACAAUUAAUAGCACAAUUAAUUUUACUAGGGGAAGUGUUGUUUUCAUGUGUCUUUUUUGGUCACUCAGUAUCUCAUUCUGAUUGUGCUUUUUGCAUUUGUUAAAAUGCAAUCAUAUUUUCAUGUCGCAUAUAAGUAGGCAUUAAUUUUUUUAAUAGUAAAUGCUUUUUCUUAAUGUAUUUUUAAUAUUGUUAACAUUGACUUUUCAUCUUUUCCCUUGAAAUAGCAUAUAACAUAAAAUGAAAGAAUUUAUUCUCAGGUGAAUUAUUUUUGUAUCAGCUAUUCUUAUAAGGUAAAAAUUUACUUAUUUUCUAUUCAUAAUGUGUUGUAUGUAAAAAUUCUCAAUACUACCCUUUAAGAAAAAUGAAUGUGCUUAUAUUAUUAAUAAUAAACUUUAAGAGCUAAAAGUCUAAGACAAAUUUUAUUUUGUAUAGCAAGGUGGAUUCUUUGUUAUUUAGUGUUUAUAAUUAGAUGAGUGACUUAAACUAAAAAUGGAAGCAACAAUAUAUAACUCAAAUAGUAAUAUCUCUUAAGGACCUGCAUAAAAUAACGGAUAAGAAAAUGUUGAUGAGGAUUGUGAUUUAAUUAAACUUAGGUUGUGUUUAUUUUUAUGUUAAAGGUAUUUCAUACAAACACCAAUCAUUCAUUUAUACUGAAUAAAUACCUGUUUCCUUAUAUUUUUAAAAUAAAUUUGAUUCUUUCACUUAGGCAA
This is a messenger RNA of Meriones unguiculatus (Mongolian gerbil), 8402 nucleotides long. RefSeq names its product ATP binding cassette subfamily A member 5 (gene Abca5). The record is from RefSeq and is a predicted model, not a curated record. Bases 240 to 5168 code for a protein of 1642 amino acids. The transcript has 39 exons. NCBI's taxonomy places the organism in Eukaryota, Metazoa, Chordata, Mammalia, Rodentia, Muridae. Gene Ontology annotation, biological process: transmembrane transport; lipid transport. Gene Ontology annotation, molecular function: ATP binding; ABC-type transporter activity; ATP hydrolysis activity. Gene Ontology annotation, cellular component: intracellular membrane-bounded organelle; membrane.